Meloidogyne enterolobii is the source of this 263-nucleotide messenger RNA. The record is from the annotation of a GenBank genome assembly. NCBI's taxonomy places the organism in Eukaryota, Metazoa, Nematoda, Chromadorea, Rhabditida, Meloidogynidae.
UUGAGUUUUCUAAUAUGAAAUUCUUUUCAAUUAUUUUUAUUUUUGUUUUUGCAUUUUUUAUUGGAAGUGAGGCUAUUAGGAUGAUAAGAAAUUAUGGACAGCCAAGUUUUAGUGGAGGUAAUAUGGGCGGUGGUGGUUGUUGUGGAGGGGGAAGUUCAAUGGGGAUGGGAAGUAGUGGAUAUGGACCAACUAUGGGAAGUAGUGGUGGAUACGGAUCAAAUAUGGGAAUGAGUGGGAUGAGUGGUGGUUAUGGAAAACGUUAA